Medicago truncatula (barrel medic) is the source of this 1979-nucleotide messenger RNA. Its product is annotated as 3-oxoacyl-[acyl-carrier-protein] synthase I, chloroplastic. Gene Ontology annotation, biological process: fatty acid biosynthetic process. Gene Ontology annotation, cellular component: mitochondrion. Gene Ontology annotation, molecular function: 3-oxoacyl-[acyl-carrier-protein] synthase activity. The record is from RefSeq and is a predicted model, not a curated record. The transcript has 7 exons. The coding region runs from base 219 to 1637 and encodes 472 amino acids. Lineage: Eukaryota; Viridiplantae; Streptophyta; Magnoliopsida; Fabales; Fabaceae.
CCUAAAGAAGUGGUGGACAUGUCAAAGUUGCCGUUAUAUUUAUGAACUCCGAAAUUUCCAAUGCAGAAGAAAACAUAGUUAUUACCGUCAAAAUACAUUAAAUACCAACAACUUGUUAGUACUAACUAUCUUACCUUACAUUACACACUCAUUCACACUCACUCACCUUCUUCGUACUCUCCGUCAGUUAGUGUCAGUCAUUUCAUCAAACACUUACAAUGCAAUCAGUUCAGAUUCAACAACAACUUCCCUCCACUCUCCGUCCUUCACCGCUCGAACCACUUCGCCGUAAAUCCUCCAAUGCCGCCACCGCCACCGCCAAAACAAAGAGAGUUACUCGUAUCUCCGCCGCGGUCACCACCACCACUGCGCCUCAAAGAGAAAAGGAUCCAAAGAAGCGUGUUGUGAUUACCGGUAUGGGUCUUGCUUCGGUGUUUGGAAAUGACGUUGAUGCUUACUAUGAUAAGCUUCUCGCUGGUGAGAGUGGUAUCACUUCCAUUGAUAGAUUUGAUGCUUCCAAAUUCCCAACUCGAUUCGCUGGUCAGAUCCGUGACUUCAGUUCUGAGGGUUACAUUGACGGGAAGAAUGACCGGAGACUCGAUGAUUGUCUCCGGUACUGCAUUGUCGCCGGUAAGAAAGCACUCGAACACGCUAAUCUCGGUGCUGCAAAUUUAUCCAAGAUUGAUAAGGAACGUGCUGGUGUUUUGGUUGGGUCAGGAAUGGGUGGUUUAACUGUAUUUUCUGAAGGAGUUAAGAAUUUGAUUGAAAAGGGAUAUAGAAAGAUAACACCUUUUUUUAUUCCUUAUGCUAUUACAAAUAUGGGUUCAGCUUUGCUUGGGAUUGAUUUAGGUUUUAUGGGUCCAAAUUAUUCUAUUUCUACUGCUUGUGCUACUUCAAAUUAUUGUUUUUAUGCUGCUGCCAAUCACAUUCGUAGAGGUGAGGCUGAUUUGAUGAUCGCCGGUGGGACUGAGGCUGCGAUUAUUCCGAUUGGUUUGGGUGGUUUUGUUGCUUGUAGGGCACUUUCUCAGAGAAAUGAUGACCCUAAAACUGCUUCUAGGCCUUGGGAUAAAGCACGUGAUGGUUUUGUUAUGGGUGAAGGUUCUGGAGUUUUGGUAUUGGAAAGCCUGGAACAUGCCAUGAAGCGAGGUGCACCUAUUAUUGCUGAAUAUUUGGGAGGUGCUGUUAACUGUGAUGCUUAUCACAUGACUGAUCCAAGAUCUGACGGACUCGGCGUGUCUACAUGCAUCCAGAGCAGCCUUGAAGACGCCGGUGUGUCUCCUGAGGAGGUCAACUACAUAAAUGCACAUGCAACUUCCACUCUUGCUGGUGAUUUGGCGGAGAUUAAUGCUAUCAAAAAGGUUUUCAAGGACACUUCUGGCAUCAAAAUAAAUGCCACCAAGUCUAUGAUAGGUCACUGUCUUGGUGCAGCUGGGGGUUUGGAAGCUAUUGCCACGGUGAAAGCCAUAACAACAGGAUGGCUACAUCCAUCAAUCAAUCAAUUCAAUCCAGAACCUGCAGUUGAUUUUGAUACGGUGGCAAAUGUCAAGCAGCAGCAUGAAAUUAAUGUUGGCAUUUCAAAUUCAUUUGGAUUCGGUGGACACAACUCUGUCGUGGCUUUUUCUGCUUUCAGGCCCUGAUUGCCAGGCUUGUCUUCUCUUCAUGUAGAACACUGAAUCUAAAUUAAUUGAAAUUUUGUUCUCUCUACGUCAUUGAGGCUAUUUAUUAAUGAGUUCAUAAUAUAUAAAAGUGUAGUCCUGUAAUUGUUCAUUAUAUGCUAAUUGUGAACAGCCAGUUAGCUCCAAAGACUUUUGCUGUAGAACUUUUUAAAUGUAGCACUAAGAUUUCAUUGGUUUGAAGUUAUAUAGCGGAGAGAAAGUGUCGAGAGAGCUUAUUUAGACAUUCUUCCUUAUUGUUAAUUAAAGAUAUAUAUUAGCAUGUAUUUAUGAUACUUCUUGUUAUUGAAUCUUUGUCGGUUAUAA